CACACCUCGCCACAGCUUUGAGUUCCGCUUCACCAGUCACCACUCACCACUCGCUAGAAGGUGCUCUGUUUUGAUCCAAGAAAAAGAGAGGGGGCGCUCUGCUUCGUUCGAUGGCGACCGUGAUGGAGGCGGCUGCUGCUCCGGCGAUGGUCGGAGCUGGCGAGGAGGUGAAGGAGGCGGUUGCUGCGCCGGAGAAAGUGGAGGAGGUGAAGGAGGCGGUUGCUGCGCCGGAGAAAGUGGAGAGGAGGUGAAGGAGGCCGGUGCGGGCGAGGAGGUGAUGGAGGUUGCCGAAGGUGAGGCAAAGGAGGCGGGUGCGGGCGAGGAGGCGAUGGAGGUCGCCGGCGGUGAGGCGAAGAAGGCGGAGGAAGGGGGUGAGGUGAAGAAGACGGAGGGGGGGCAGGGGAAGGGGGAGGAGAAGAAGCCGAGGAGCAGGAAGCCCCGGUCGGCGGGGCCGCACCACCCGCCCUACUUUGAGAUGAUCAAGGAGGCGAUCAUGGCGGCGGGCGACGGCAAGGCGGGGGCGAGCGCGUACGCGAUCGCGAAGCGCGUGGGGGAGCGGCACGGGGAGGCGCUGCCGGGCAACUACCGCAAGGUGCUGGCCGCGCAGCUCCGGAGCUUCGCCGCCAAGGGCCGGCUCGUCCGCGUCAAGGCCUCCUUCCGCCUCGCCCCCGCCGAGGAGAAGAAGGCCCUGCCGGCCAAGAAGACGACCACCAACAAGGCCGCGUCGAAGAAGGCGCGGCCGAAGAGGGCGAAGAGGGCGGGGCCGCCGCCGGCGAAGCCGAAGCCGAAGCAGCCCAAGUCGAUCCGCGCCAGGAAGGCCAACAAGGCCAGCGCCUGAUGCCGCCGCCGCCGCCGAUGCCCUGUCCCCUGUACAUAUCUGCUCCGUAGCAGUACUAGUCGUACUGGCACGUUCGAUCGAGCGCCGUGUUCUGUAAAUAUCCACCCGUGUGUGUGUGUUCCGGCAAUAAUGGCGCUCUCGUGCCGGUGUCGAUGGAUGUGAGGAAGGAGAAGAUGGUGCAUGUGCCUGUGACCGCAAAUCUGCAAGACUGAUGCUUGUAACA
Molecule: messenger RNA, 1061 nt
Organism: Aegilops tauschii subsp. strangulata
Lineage: Eukaryota; Viridiplantae; Streptophyta; Magnoliopsida; Poales; Poaceae
Biological process (GO): nucleosome assembly; negative regulation of DNA recombination; chromosome condensation
Cellular component (GO): nucleus; nucleosome
Molecular function (GO): nucleosomal DNA binding; double-stranded DNA binding
Source: RefSeq, a predicted model, not a curated record